CAUUAACAAUACGCAUAGUGUAACAACCAGUUUAAAAAUAGAUUUUCAGAAUUACACCUUAUAUUACGCGGUACGACAACACUAGCGCUAUACAUGUAGUCGCGUAACUUGCAUUGGCAAUGAGCUACAUGUUUUUGACGAAAAAGUGUUGGAUUUUCAUUUGCCUAACUUUAAGUAGUUAAGUGGAACGCUGGCCAGGUGAGACGUCCACACUGGGUGGGCUAAUGUAAGGCCUGCAUCACCGGUCACAGGCUCUAUGACGGGUUUUCAUCCACGUAAAAAAAACGCGGUUGAGUUGAGUCAUCGUUGUGAGUGCGUUGGUCUGGUCCUAGCUCGAGCUCCACUGAAGCAGUGCCUCGGUCGCAUUGGUUGUCAUGUGAACUACCACGGGUGAUAUACAUUACUGAGGAAUUAUCUCAACAGUGAACCUGUACUAUGUUGCCAUCGCGUUCCUCAAACUGCACAUGUCGACAGGUUUACAGCACGCUGACACUAAUACAUACCGGCAUUGAUUGUGAUUGAAGUGCCCGCAAGAAUAGCCUUGGACAGUCUAAAUUGGGUUUUUAUACGCUCGUUCUUAGAAAUACUUGAACAAAGGCGGUGUCCUAUAGAGUAUUUUUCAAUACGAUUAUCGCCGAGAAUAGCUUGCGACUCAAACCAGUGCUCUAACAAUGGGACGUGCAGCGAAGUUCUACAUUGUACAUCUUAUUCGGUGGUAAAACCUUAGAAGUUAAUCGCUAAGACGGUAUUGAGACGAUCAAAAGAUCGAUUUGAACUGUGGUAAAUAUUGAUUCGCUCAGACAAGACGCUGAUCCGGCGAUAGGAAAAACCAAGGACCCAUGUAAAAGAACUCCAAUCCCCUCCCCCCAAAAAACCAACAACAACAACAACAACGAGGCUUUUCUGUACGCUACGUAGUGUUUAACAGUCAACUCCUGGAUAGAGGAUAAUGGCCAGUUAACUCCAAGCUAAAUUGUUUACUGCCAGUGAUGAAAGGUCUACAGGGGACGCUAACAGUUACCUGCACUGCAGCCGAAUGCUGACUGACCGUUCAUUACAAUGCAAAGUUAAUCGGGACUUUGCUUCGAGAACUCCACUUUGAUGAAAACCCAGCUAAUAUCUUUCAGGUCUACCAACGGUAUAGAAGCGUUAAUGAAGGUCAUUGCCCAUCGGUCCUUUGUGUAAAAUUGUUUUAUCUGAACUCUAGCGUAACAUGGUUUUAAUUGAUCACAAAGGUAGUUUUGAAAGGUAAAGUAAUGGCGUCGAGCACAACAGAAACAUAUUUAAGCGAUCCUGACCGAGCUGUCGUAGGAAAACGCACGGACUUAGCACAGGGAGAAAAGAUGUCCAGACUUACUCGUAACAGUUCGAUAGUGUCAGAAAACGACGAAUUGGAAAAGGACCAAGUAGACCUUUCUCUAUGUGUGUUAUGUCAGAAGGACCUGCAGACUCCCAAACUUCUCCCUUGCUUACACUCUUUUUGUAAAGUUUGCUUAGUAAAACUGGUUCAGGAUAAAGAUACCUGUGGACCUACUUCGUGCCCGUUGUGCCGGGACACUGACUCUUCCCCAUUUGACGACGUAGACACGCUCACAGAUAAUACCUUGUUGUCAUCACUACAAGAAUUAAAACGGAUGAAGGGUAACCAUGAUAUGGAUUUGCACCCAGAUGAUCUCCCACAAUGUGAGGUAAAGUGCACUUCUUGUGACCGUGCUAAUCCAGCAACGUGCCGUUGUACCAAUUGCCAAGAUUUUCUUUGCGAUACUUGCACAUUAUCUCAUAAGAGUUUGAAAAUUUUACAGCAUCAUGAAUUGAUUGAAAUAAAUUUGUGGAGACAGCAAAACAAAUCAUUCGAACAAAACUGUCCUAAGCACAGCGGUGAGCCAAUAUCGUUCUACUGUCAAACUUGCAAGGCAUUAGUGUGUAAGGACUGUACCGAUCUCGACCACCGACCACCACAACACAACACAUGUUCUCUGCUAGAGGGAGCAGUAUUAUGCCGCCGAACAGUCGAUAAACUUCUCACACUUUCAAGACAAACGGAAGCAAAGUUCAAAGGGGCCUGGGAAAUUUUAACCUCAAUGAAGGCAGAGCUUAUGGAAACAACGAAGAGUCUUCGUUAUCAAGUACAGGAUGCAUUCAAGAAAGAGAGGGACGUUCUCGAAGAACGGGAAAAGGAGUUCCUGUCUAAGAUUAAUGUCAUCGAGAGACAGCGAGAGGCAACAGUAAAUACGCACUUAGAUCGAGUGGAGACUGUUCUGGAAAAGUUAUGGACAGCAUUUGACAUGGCAGAAAUGUUAAUGGAUAAUGGAAAUGAUUUUCAUUUCCUGAGCUUGGAACCGGUAGUUUGCACAAGGCUUCAAUCGCUCUAUAAAACCAGCCCCGAGCUUCCAAACUCAGACCUGACAAUAAUAGAUUUAACGGAUGAACAGAGAACAGACUCAGUGGAGGAACAGAACCCAGGCCCUCGUGCCGAAGCAACAGAAAAGGACAAAAUGAUCGUUUGGGAACUUGAAAAAACUGUAGGAGAUCGAGGAUCUGGGAAAGGGCAAUUUGACUGGUGCAAGGGAGUAGCAGCCUCUUUGGAUAGCCAUGCGGUUGUUGCCGAUUGGGGAAAUGACCGUGUGCAGGUUUUUGACGACCAGCGACAUUUUGUGUGUGUCCUCAACUCGAAUAAUCUUGAAAGCGGAAAACUUUCAAUGCCGCAUGACGUAGCUUGUCUUCUUGAUGGUCGUUUCGUUGUAGUAGAUAAAUCCAGCUAUGCCAAAAUUUACGACCCAAAUGGGAUUUUCUUGGAUAGAUUUUCUACACUAACGGAGAGCGACACAAGACUAUCAGCGGUUGAACUCAGUUGUGUCACAGUAGAUCGUCGGAGUCGUAUCCUGAUCGGCGACUGCAAACGAAACUUAAUAACGGUGCACUAUGUUGACGGGAAGAUAAUCAAAACAAUCCCAGCUGUUGGUCCUGAGCACAUAGCAACAACCUCGAAGGAUCUUCUUGUUGUCAGCUGCCCGCGGAAGCAGAAAGUCCGAGUAAUGAAUCAUGAGGGACGAUUUCUGUUUCAAAUGGAAACCUUCGGAGCUGGUGAAAAACUUAAACCAAGAGGUGUUGCCUGCGACGAUGAAGAUAAUAUUUAUGUGGUUCACAAGGAAAGAGGCGGAGAAAAAUCUGUCCACGUAUUCAAUAACCAUGGGAAAUAUUUAGCGUGUGUGGCUAAGAAUCUCAGAGAACCAUAUGACGUUGACAUAGCACCGAAAGGAAGAGUCAUCAUUUCCGAUGACGAUACCCUCAAAAUCUUCACAAAGAAAGACCAAAAAUAAUUAUCAACUUUUAGCACGCAUGCGCAUGAAUCUGCCGUCUUGAUGCUAGUUGUGAUUUCAUUCGUAAAGUGUUCGCCUUUUGCGGACGUGUAAGAAACUAUAUAGUUUGUGCGUUGGUGAUUGGUCCCCGCGCGCUGUUCGCGAGCACGGUGCUGUGAAAAAGCGUAUUCGUACUCCGUCGUGUCCGAUGUAAACAACCGAGGUAUUUUCGUCUUUUGUCUUUGAACC
Patiria miniata (bat star) is the source of this 3548-nucleotide messenger RNA. Its product is annotated as E3 ubiquitin-protein ligase TRIM71-like. Gene Ontology annotation, biological process: positive regulation of DNA-templated transcription. NCBI's taxonomy places the organism in Eukaryota, Metazoa, Echinodermata, Asteroidea, Valvatida, Asterinidae. Gene Ontology annotation, cellular component: nucleoplasm; chromatin. Bases 1257 to 3320 code for a protein of 687 amino acids. Gene Ontology annotation, molecular function: protein binding; zinc ion binding; ubiquitin-protein transferase activity. The transcript has 2 exons. The record is from RefSeq and is a predicted model, not a curated record.